CCAGCUAUAUUUCACCCAUUCCUCCUUCCAUCAUUUUGUUAAGACCAAAACAUGAGGUCUUUCGCUUUUCUUUUCCUUUUCUCAACUAUGGUAGCCGUGGCAUUGGCCUCUACGUCCGAUAACGUAGAGGCCAUAAGCCAAGUGGUAGAAAUUCACCGUCUAAGGCCACAGACCGGUACCGCUGGUCAUCGCGUCCCACAGUUAGACUGCCUAAGCUGGCGUCUAGCUGUGGAGACUAACAACCUUCAGAACUGGAAAUUGGUGCCAAGUGCUUGUGAGAACUAUGUUGGUCACUACAUGCUGGGCAAACAAUAUCGACAUGACUGUGAGUUUGUAGCCAAGACCGCUAUUGAGUACGCCAAAGGCCUUAAACUUAGCGGAGAUGGAAAGGACGUUUGGGUAUUUGAUAUUGAUGAGACCACUCUCUCCAAUAUGCCUUAUUACGCUCGAUCUGAUGUUGCUUUUGGGGCUAUACCGUACAAUAAUACAAAAUUUAAUGCGUGGGUCGCUGAGGGAAAAGCACCUUCCAUUCCAUCGAUACUCCGUGUAUACAAGACGGUAUUGUCUCUGGGGAUCAAGCCCGUUUUCAUUACUGGGACUCGAGAGAAUUUCAGAAAUGUACGAAUUGCCAACCUCAAGAAAGUUGGUUACAGUAACUGGAUAAAGCUCGUACUAAAGGGAGAAAAUGAUACGGGAUCAGCAGUGGAGUUUAAAUCGAGCAAAAGAACAGAGUUGGUGAAGGCUGGAUAUAGAAUAGUUGGAAACAUUGGAGACCAAUGGACUGAUCUUAUCGGAGAGAACGUUGGUGCUCGUACUUUCAAAGUUCCUGACCCUAUGUACUACAUUAGUUGAUCAUUGUUUCUUUCUUCAUUCUCAAGCAAUUUUAAGCAUUCUAAUUAACAAGGGGAGUAGCUUUUUUAUUUGGUGACAUGUGAGACGCUUAGUUCACUGUUCCAAUAUUAUGUAUCAUGUCUUUGACGUUUCCUUUUCCCCUCCCUUUACUAUAAUAACGAAUUGCUUCAUUUUAA
Molecule: messenger RNA, 1028 nt
Organism: Lycium barbarum (goji berry)
Lineage: Eukaryota; Viridiplantae; Streptophyta; Magnoliopsida; Solanales; Solanaceae
Product: acid phosphatase 1-like
Exons: 3
Coding region: 52-852 (266 amino acids)
Molecular function (GO): acid phosphatase activity
Source: RefSeq, a predicted model, not a curated record